AAAAAAAAAAAAAAAAUAUAUAUAUAUAAUUCAUAAUCUGUUUAUUUAACAGUUCAUCUUCUUUAGUAAUACAUUUCUCCGCUGAAAUGUAAAGAUAUGGUCGCCAACUAUAUGAUAGCACACUAGUUUUGAGACACAAGAUUGUUUAGAAUAAUUUCUGAUGAAGAUCAGUUAUUUUGCUGUACCUGAUUGUUAUAUAAUGUCUAACUAAAGGCUAGAAUAUAUGUUUAUUGCUUAAAUAUAUCACUAUAGCAUAUUUUAGGUUUCUUAUAACAAUAUGUGUUUUUAUGUAAAAGCAAAAUAAAAUGUUCUAAAAAAUUGUAAUGCCUAUUUUCUUUCAUACACAAAUGUAGCAUUUAGUUCUUUUCAUAACAGGCAAUCAGCAAAAUGUGGCUUCUCUUGAACAGGAAAUCUCACACACAUAUGCCAGCCCACACAGAGAGCAGAUACAUUUAGGCUAGAAAAGGGAAGACUGAAACAAACCUAAAACAACAAGUGCACUAUGUGACCUGUCCAAAAUGAUAUUAUUUUUAGUCAGUCUUUUCCUUGGGAACAUUCCCUCAUUUGCAUUUUCAGCAUCCCAGCCAAAAAUAAACUGCCUUAUCAUAAAUCUGGACUAUGUUAAUUGCACGUGGAGUGAGCACGAGCAAAAUUACAGUUUCAAGAGCAAGUUUUCACAUAACGAAAUUCUGGAUUGUCCUAAAUAUCUCAAGAUUAAAGGUGUUAACGUGGGCUGCAUUUUAACCUACAAAAACCCACCACGGUUUAAUACUUUAAACACAUGGCUGUACAGUGACAACGGCAGUUUGGUGACAGAGCAGGAACAUAAAAACAUGAAAGCAUCUGUGAAGCUUUACCCUCCAUUCAACCUGUCUGUGGUGGAGAAAAAAGAUGCUGGACUGUGGCUGUACUGGAAUAUUACAAGGAACGACGCCUGCAUUGAGAGUGAAAUUCGUCACAGGACAGACAACAAUGCCUGGAAGAACACCAAUCCAGGCCACAGGACCUCCUUCAGUUGGCCUUUUCCCUCAAAAAAGCGGUAUGAGUUCCAGGUCAGGGCUCGAAUAGGGUAUUCCUGCGGAGAGUCCAUGUUUUGGAGCGACUGGAGUGAGCCUGUCUACUGGGGAUCUUUAAAGGCCAACAAUAACACAGAGAGUCCGAUUACCAUGUCUGGGACGUCACUGGUGCUGUAUAUAGCGGGAGCCACAAUAAUUCUCAUCAUACUCUCCUGCUUGCUCGUCCAUAGCGAGAGGUUAAGAAUCAUUUUAAUACCAGUGGUACCAAAUGCAGGACGACAUGUAAGCAAUCACCUUGCAGCCCUUUUUGACAAUUAUAAUGGCAAUGUUGAGAACUGGCUGUCCAUGCCUAAAGAUCUGGAGAACGGCUUCAAACCCAAUUUCACAGAGCGUGCCUGCCCUGUGCGCGAGUACAAGACAGUGUCCCAGUCCAGCACUGACAGCGAAAGCAUCCUCUCAAUCCCAACAGAGCUGUCAUCAGAUAAUCAGUGCAUGCAUAGCUAUUCAUCAGCCUCCACCAUACCUGGAUCUGCCGAAACCCCACAAACCCAAGAUCAAUCGCAAAUUGAUAUUCCAGUCUAAAUCUUCAUCUUAAUCUGAGGCCAUUAAAGUUGAGAGUUUAUCUUUGAAAUUAGAAUCUUGAUUGAAACGAAAAAUAUUUCCAAGUGAAAAAGGGGGUUUGCAUGUCUUAUAUAAUGAUGAAUCCCAGUCGAAUCUAGUAUUGGCAUUUUGAAACGUUUUAUUUUUUUUAUCAACUCAAAACAAGGAAUGCUAACCGUUCAGUUGCUUCUUUUUCGUUUAAGCAGGGUAAUGUAGUGUUUAUAAUUGAAAUUGUGUUCUUUUUUUGUUUUGUUUUACAUAGUUUGGAGUUGGUUUUUGUUAUAAUAGGUCAGGUGGAGUUGCAGCAUAGUAGGCUAGUCAUGUUUUAAGGUUUAGGGUCGCUGGAAGGAAUGCUUCUAUAAGAUUAGCGUUUUUGCAAGCAGUGACUGUUGUAUCAAAGUGUAAGAUGUGUCUGUGAUGAUAACAUUUAUACUUAGUACAAAGUAAAUUCUAGAAUCUGGUUUGCGUACUGGUGGGGAAAUCCCAUCACCUACAAACCCAUGUAUUAUCAGAUUAUUUAGCGGAGUGCUAUUUGUGAUUCUAUUUGUAAUUAUUAGUGUAGUUGCAUAUAUAUUUGCAGGAAUUACACUUCAACUACACCAGCUGUUCUGAAAUGUUAUUUUAAGAUUAUUCUGUUUUUCUAGCCAUAUAUAUAUAUAUAUAUUUGUUUUAAAUGUAUAGUAUCUUUAUCAUACCAUAUCAUAAAAGGCCCUAAAAAGGCACCUGAAAUCUUAAAAUUAAACAAUGUUGGUAGCAUAUGUAUCUUGAUUAAUGAUCUAUUCGGUUUUCAUUAGGAUUUACUUUUGCACUUUUAGCUUGUUGCUCAUCUGUAGUACUCUGCUAAAAUGCCACAUU
Molecule: messenger RNA, 2471 nt
Organism: Sinocyclocheilus anshuiensis
Lineage: Eukaryota; Metazoa; Chordata; Actinopteri; Cypriniformes; Cyprinidae
Product: cytokine receptor common subunit gamma-like
Exons: 8
Coding region: 519-1598 (359 amino acids)
Biological process (GO): cytokine-mediated signaling pathway
Cellular component (GO): external side of plasma membrane
Molecular function (GO): cytokine receptor activity; protein binding
Source: RefSeq, a predicted model, not a curated record